UCUGGCUCCACGAUAUAGCUCCGGCACAUCCCCUUCCCAGCCUAGCCGCGCCCCAAAAGAUUCCCCUACCGCUACCGCCCUCGCCCAGCACGCGACAAGUCCUUCACCCACCUCCCACAGCAGGCGCAUCCAGUGCCAUGACGUCUUCCUGACAUGUCGGCUCGCCAUUGCAACCCUCCUCCACCAUCGACCUGGAGGCCGCCAUGUCGCUUACGCCCUCCAAUUCCCGGAUGAGCCCAGCCAUUGGGGCCGCCAUCAAGCUCAAUCCCUCGCCCUCGCCCUUCUACAAGUCGGCCCCGCGCUCGCCCGUCAAGCAGGGACGCGCCGACGUCACCAUUUCCCUGCGCCAGGUCAUCGGCACCACGACAAACUCGCCCAAUGCCUUUGACAGCCUGCCCUCGGGCACCACGUUUGGCUAUGCCGCCGGCGCUGCCGCCGUCAUUGCCGCCAUAGACGACCACGGCCAUGUCACGCAGCGCUUCUACCGCGCACGCCCGGCCACCAACCCCAUCAAUCCCUCCGCCUCCAUCUACGGCGGCCCCUCGACGCCCAUGCAGAACGAGAGCCGCAACCGGACCACGCUCACCCUGCGCGAUGCCGGCUUCGGGGCCUCGACGCUCCCCGCGCCCGGCGCCCACGACUGGGCAGACUCGCCGACCAACAAAGCCUGGACAACCAGAGACAAGAUCAAGGCAGCAACCUGCGUCAGUUUUAGCCCAGACGGCAAAUACUUUGCUGUGGGCGAGACGGGAUACAAGCCGCGCGUGCUCAUCUUCUCGGCCUCCCCAGACGCCCCCUGCGACACGCCCCUCUCAUCGCUGACAGACCACACCUUUGGCGUCAACUGUGUCGCCUUCAGCCCCGACUCGCGAUUCCUCGCCAGUCUGGGCUCCGCCAACGACGGCUUCCUAUACAUCUGGCACAUCAACUCGCGCACCGGAGCCGCCACCCUCCAUGCUAGCAACAAGUGUGUCAGUCGCAUCAACCGCAUGGCCUGGAUGGGCAACAAGCUGAUUACCGUCGGCGUCCGCCAUGUCAAAGUCUGGAAAAUCGACGACCUCAACACCACCAUGCGAAUUGCAAAGGCGCGCCAGAGUGAUGCUUCGUUCCUUUCCAGCUCCAUUCACAAGACAUUACCCGGGCGCAACUGCAUCCUUGAAAGCCUAAGAGAGUCCACCUUUACCAGUGUCGUCGCCAUAGCCGAGGACAAGGCUAUUGUGGCCUCCGACAAAGGGGACAUAUGUCUCAUUGACGACUCCGAAUCAGACCAACGCUUCUCCAAGCUGGUAGACGCCGGAUUCGCUGUGAGCUCUCUCGCUGCCGACGUCAAAGGCCGCCUUCACGUCGUUGGUAGCCAAGGAGCACUCAAAACAUUCAACAUCAAUGAAAUUGCUGGGAUAUUGACCCCGCCACCGUCUCCCCCGCCGCCGGUGGAAUCUCCUACUGUUCCAGUCACGGAUUGCGAUCAAAUUGGCGUGAUUGGUUGUUUGAAAGACUACGUCGUCACAGUGGAUUCGCAGCGGGCCAUUCGACUAUCACAGCUGUGUUCUGAUGGCGAUGAUGCGGUUGUCGGAGAUGUCAUUCGCACCUUGUCUGCACACGGCAAGGCUGUGCUAGGGGUCCACGCAGAACUCACCCAGCCCAAUGUGUUUGGCGCGUCCUACUACACGUGGGCUGCCGACGGCACCGUCAUCUUCUGGAGCCAGGGUACGUACAAGGAUUCGCUUCAGGUCCAACUUGAACAGCUGGACGGUCCCGAAGCGGUUCCCAAUGAGCUGAGGACGGUGCGCACAACCGCCGACGGCGCCUUUCUGGUAGCAGGAGACAGAUUUGGCGUAUUGAGGUUCAUCAACUGCAAGACAAAGACUUGUACGUUGGAGUUCAAGGCACAUGCGAGCGAAGUCACUAGUAUUGCCAUCUACGAGGAUGCUCAGAUGGCAUUUGUCGCGUGUGCUAGCCGAGACCGCACCGUACAGGUAUUCAAGCGGGUCGGAGAAACUUGGGACCUGUUACAAACACUCGACGAGCAUGUCGGGUCCGUCAACGGCAUUACUUUUUCACGCAAUGGUACACGGCUGGUGUCUUCCUCUAGUGACAGGACCCUGGUGGUCCGCGAACUGUUGUCAUGCGAGGAUGACAGUGGAACCAAUCGCGCCUUCAUGAUGUCGCGAGCCAUUGUGCUGAAAGCCACUCCAGUAUCGACAGCAUGGGAUGUUGAGCAGGAUGAUGUCCUUCUCGUAUCAACCAUCGAUCGCCAAGUCCAUAAAUUUGACAUACAGACAGGCCAAUGUCUCAGCAACUUCCGGGCUUGCGAUACCGACGGAGGCGAUGCCGUUGUCUUGUCCUCGUUGGUUCACGUGUCCCGUGGCUGGGGCACCCCAUUGAUAGCCGGGGUGUCGAGCACGGACAAAUCAAUACGUGUAUACGAGGAGAGCGGUACCCUAGUUGCUCGUGAUUGGGGCCAUACGGAGGGUGUUUCUGACAUUGCGCUGGUACACACACCCGGGAGCCCGGCAGACGAGCCCAACGAAAAGUCGCUCGUCACUGUGGCAGUAGACGGGACUAUAUUUGUGUGGAGUUUGGGUCUUCCAGCACCACCUAAUCGUACCGAAACAUCGAAAUCUAUGGAUUUGCUCACUCCAAACACACCAUCGAACCAGGAGCUGCUUUCCAACAAACCACCUUUGCGGCGCGUAAUGUCACAAUCAGAAUUGGCACGUUACCAGCGCUCACAACAAGAGGCUGAGGCUACACCAAGUCGGAGCAAGUCGCCAAAGCUGCGAAAAAGAAUAUCAAAAUUCUCCCUGACGCCAACUCCGAAACUUGACCCUUCUCCAAUAACCAGCACUCCACGAGACGGACGGACAUCCGCCUGUCAAGAUAAGGGAACAAGCCGCAGAAACAAGCAUCGCUCUCCAUCACCCCAAAGUCCCAAAAACAACCAUAAAUCGAAGCGUCGCACGUCAGUCGAGCCCAGAAACCGCACCAGAGCCCCUGCCCAUGAAUUUGGUAGUAUUGGCGCGUCGACAGAGAGCCUGUGCAGAACGCUUCGGGCCUACAGGAAGCGUCUUGCGAAUUCUUCAGAUGACAUGAAUUCUGAGCUCGCAAAAGAAGUGGAAAGGGAGCUUGCUGUGACUGCGAGAGCCAUUGGUGACCGAGUCAAAACCAAGGCUUUUGAGGAGACGGUCAUGGUUAAGCUGCUAGACCAGUACUCGGAGCGGUUAGUAAACAUGCUGGAUGAAAAGAUUGCAGCCAGCGUGGCUCAGCGAGUUCGCGAGAGCAGCGUGGGCAACUUUUCGGACGGGCCAGACUCACCUCGCGCUGCUCAACGCCCCUCUGCAAGCAGAGCAGGCAGCGACGAUUUGAGAGGCUUUCGUGCAGAUUCGGAGUCGGGCACCGAAGCGCUGGACAGCACAGAAAAGCUGCUGGUCGAGUAAAGCUGCUGGAACCGGCUGGGUGUUUACAGGGGGGCAAGGUGGUAGGACUGGGAGGAAUACACACUGCACAUGAUGAACAAUGUGGCAGACGCGGCGUUGGAAGGAAAUCCACUGCUAACAAAACGGCGUUUUGGGAUAGUGAAAAUGCUCCUCAUGUUUGAGCACGACAAGGCGUUUGAAACAGGAAAUGACUGGCUUGGUCAUCUAUCACUUCCUCCUUCUCUGUCUAUAGUAUCAGUGCGUUUACAUAAUCGUAGUCUUUAGUUAUUUCCUUUGUCACAAC
Messenger RNA from Exserohilum turcica Et28A, 3720 nucleotides. RefSeq lists its product as uncharacterized. Gene Ontology annotation, molecular function: protein binding. Bases 204 to 3437 code for a protein of 1077 amino acids. The transcript is spliced from 2 exons. Gene Ontology annotation, biological process: mitotic spindle organization; regulation of mitotic cell cycle. The record is from RefSeq and is a predicted model, not a curated record. Lineage: Eukaryota; Fungi; Ascomycota; Dothideomycetes; Pleosporales; Pleosporaceae. Gene Ontology annotation, cellular component: mitotic spindle.